GAGCAGCUCGGAUCCGGAUCUUUUCAAGAUCCUCGCAGAGGUCGUGCAGGCCUCGAGCCCGGCACUCCCGCGCCCAGAGCGUCUCAUCCAGAACCCCCUGCUGCUCAUGGGAUUCAUCCUUCGAUGCGUCUACAGCGAGGAUCAAAGAUGCCAUGCUGUGGACAUUUUUGAAAGCGUCGAUAAGAUGUAUGCCUGCAUCCCAAAGGCGGAUGCUACUGCGCAGGGCGCCGACGCUGACCUGUGGGUGGGGUUUCAGAGGGAGGCCGACGAGCUUGAGAAGCACCUUACGUGCGUGGAGCUGCUUCAGAAGCACAAGAUCAAGCUUUCCCUCAGCUUCGCAGAUCUUCGAAGAGGCUGCAGCAACGAGAAUCUUGCCGUUCACUGCAUGUGGAAUCUGUUCCGCGUCCUCGGCACACGCUACCGGCCAGCCGUCUUUUGGAGGGGCUUCCAGCAGGAGCUCUUCUACCUGCAUAGCCACGCCUUUGCUGCGGUGCCGCUGUCCUCGGUGUACGACAUGUACGUUCGAUGUCUGGUUGAGCAGGAACACUUCGAGGUGAUGUCCGUGGUCGUGGAGAAUUGGACCCUUACCUGCGGCGACAUG
Messenger RNA from Symbiodinium sp. CCMP2456, 601 nucleotides. NCBI's taxonomy places the organism in Eukaryota, Dinophyceae, Suessiales, Symbiodiniaceae. The record is from the annotation of a GenBank genome assembly.